AAUAGCAGCAAAGAGGUAUGCUGCCAGGAGCAUGUGAUGCUUGAAGGGGGGCGUGGCCCCUCAGGUAAUCUUUCUAGGUAAGCGCAGUGACUCACUCUCAAACACACCUUAAACCCCACGCAUGGAGGACGAGCUCGUCGCCGCCUCGACAAGACUGAAUUGAAUGCGAGGAUUUGGACUCCGAUACCGCCACAACAAUGCCUGUGGUCAAAGAAGAGAAAGACUCGUCCUCUGCGGCGGAGGGCGCGCUGCAAACGGAUGAGCAGCCCAAAGGUCGGAGGAGGAAAAGACCCCUGCAGCGCGGGAAGCCCCCUUACAGCUACAUCGCACUCAUCUCCAUGGCCAUAGCCAACUCCCCGGACCGCAAGCUGACAUUGGGCGGCAUCUACAAGUUCAUCACAGAGCGCUUCCCCUUCUACAGAGACAACUCCAGGAAAUGGCAGAACUCCAUCCGCCACAAUUUGACUCUCAACGACUGCUUCAUCAAGAUACCUCGAGAGCCGGGGCGCCCGGGGAAGGGCAACUACUGGGCCUUGGACCCCAACGCCGAGGACAUGUUUGAAAGCGGAAGUUUCCUGAGGCGCAGGAAGAGGUUCAAGCGAUGUGACCUGAGCACCUACACGUCGUACGUGCACGAGAGCCCCGUGUUCACGCCGGUCCAGAUUGCCAGAUCGGCGCCGUAUUCCAACUCGGUUUACCCCAACAUGACCGUGAGUCCGUCAUACGGGCAGCAGCUCACGUCCAGCUACUACCCGGCUUCAUCGCCGCCCGGCUUUGGACCCGGUCAGACUCGGAUGUUCAGCAUCAACAACCUAAUCGGACAAGGAGGCCCGGAGGUGAUGCAGCAACCCGGCCGGAGCUUCACGCCAGAGGGGCACCCGAGCGGAUCCAGCCCCUGCAGCCUGGGACCGCCGGGUUUUCAAAGCCAACCUUGCGGAGGCUCAGCGCCUCCCCGGUCCAACGCACACCCCGGGUUUGCAUACUCUGGGCACCCCAGCGUCCACCAACACCACCACGCGCCCCAGGGACCUUACGGACAAGCCCACAACGGCAUGUACGGCGCCGCAGGACGCCUGCCCUCUUCAGAGACGGCGGACCACUACGGGAGGGUUUCGCCCGUGCAGCUGGGCUCUUUCUCCCAGUACAACAGCACUGGGGCUCCUAUCGCCAACGCAGGGGGUUACCUGCGACAUCCCCCCUACCCUGGGAACAUGGACAGGUUCGUGUCUGCUAUAUGAUAGCCAUAAUAAGACACUUGAGACUAACGCACACAAUUACUGUAUGUAAUAUAUUUUUAUCUAUUGUUGUUUUGGGGAAUUUGGGCUUUUAAAGUCCUCUGAAAGUGUACUUUUGUUUUUUCCUUGAAUUGAUUUCAUGACUUUCUAUAAGUUAUUGGGCUAAACGGCUUUACAUGGAGUGUCUUGUAUGAAGAAAGUCUGCUUAAGGACAACGCAUGUGUGGUGUUUGGAAAUAAAUAACUGAACAGCA
Molecule: messenger RNA, 1488 nt
Organism: Nerophis lumbriciformis (worm pipefish)
Lineage: Eukaryota; Metazoa; Chordata; Actinopteri; Syngnathiformes; Syngnathidae
Gene: foxe1
Product: forkhead box E1
Biological process (GO): cell differentiation; anatomical structure morphogenesis; regulation of transcription by RNA polymerase II
Molecular function (GO): RNA polymerase II cis-regulatory region sequence-specific DNA binding; DNA-binding transcription factor activity, RNA polymerase II-specific
Source: RefSeq, a predicted model, not a curated record